Triplophysa dalaica is the source of this 3901-nucleotide messenger RNA. RefSeq names its product taxilin gamma (gene txlng). Gene Ontology annotation, molecular function: syntaxin binding. The transcript is spliced from 9 exons. Gene Ontology annotation, biological process: regulation of cell cycle. The coding region runs from base 60 to 1502 and encodes 480 amino acids. NCBI's taxonomy places the organism in Eukaryota, Metazoa, Chordata, Actinopteri, Cypriniformes, Nemacheilidae. The record is from RefSeq and is a predicted model, not a curated record.
UUAAUUAGUCUUCAUGCAGUCUUGCCUCUAUUUUCGAUUCUGCGUUUCGUCACAACAACAUGGCGACGCGCUCAGACGCCAGGCUCGCUUUAAAUGCUGAAAACACACAGGUGACUGAAAAAAUGGAGGCUGGUGUCAUCGGGGUCUGCGGCAUAGAGGCCCGUGGACUUGUUGAAGGAAGCAGUUCCCCUCUCGUUGUAGGGACUCCUUCCCAGAAUAGCGUGGAGGAUUUUGUGGGGCGGGUGAGCGGUGAGGAGAGAGGGGAGACACCCGGAAGGGAGGAUAUCAACCCAGAAGAGCUGGAUCCUUGUGUUGAGAAAACCAUUGAACAAAAAGCUGGCAAAGAAGUUCUGUUGCUGAUGCAGGCGCUUCAUGCUUUGGCCACUCCAGAAGAGAAACUUGCAGCCCUUUGUAAGAAAUAUGCUGAUCUGCUGGAGGAGAGCCGCAGCAUGCAGAAACAGGUGAAGGUGUUGCAGAAGAAGCAGAACCAGGUGCUCAAAGAGAAGAUUCACCUACAGAGCGAGCACAGCAAGGCCGUCCUGGCACGCAGCAAGCUGGAGAGUCUUUGCAGGGAACUUCAACGUCAUAACAAGACCCUGAAGGAGGAGAACGCUCAGAGGUUUAGGGAGUACGAGGAGCGGCGCAAGGAGGCGACGCUGCACUUCCAGAUGACACUCAACGAGAUUGAGGCCCAGAUGGAGCAGCAUAACUCUUACAACAGCAAACUGCGUCAGGAGAACAUGGAGCUGGCGGAGAAACUCAAGAAACUCAUCGAGCAGUACGAGCUGCGGGAGGAGCAUAUCGACAAGGUGUUCAAACAUAAGGAACUACAGCAGCAGCUGGUGGACGCUAAACUCCAACGGACGGUCGAGCUGAUGCGAGAGGUGGAGGAGAAACAGCAGAGAGAACGAGAGUUUCUCCUAAAAGACGCGACCGAGUCCAGACAUAAAUGUGAGCUGAUGAAAGAGCAGGAACACCAGCUGAAGCAGCAGCUCACUCUCUAUAUGGACAAGUUUGAGGAGUUUCAGACCACCCUCGCCAAGAGCAACGAGGUCUUCACCACAUUCCGGCAAGAGAUGGAGAAAAUGACAAAGAAGAUCAAGAAGCUUGAGAAGGAGACCACUUUAUGGAGGACCAAAUGGGAGACCAACAACCAGACACUACUGCAGAUGGCAGAAGAGAAAACGGUGCGAGAUAAGAAUUACAAAGGCCUCCAAGGCAAGCUAGACCGUCUGGAGAAGCUUUGCAGGGCCCUGCAGAGAGAACGCAAUGACCUGAACCAGAAACUGAAGACCGUCCAGGGACCGACUAAAGAUGUGGAGGAGGAAGGUACGGGCCCUCCCGACCCCCAGCCGGAGGACCACCCCAAUCAACCCUUAAACACAGAGAUGGAGAGAGAGGUGGAAGGAGAAAUGGAGGCUUUGGUGCCUGAAACAGAGAAACUCAGACUUCAGUCUGAGGUGGAGGGCACCACCCCAUCAACACAACUCAUUGACGACUGAGCCUGGCCUUCUGGUGGCCUUUUUUUUUUUCUGGAGGUAUAUAUAUUUUUGUCUAACAAUUAUCAUAACAAAAUUUGUGAGGAAAAAGCAGGACAUUAGUGAAGCUAACUGCUUUGUACGUUGUUAAUCAGCUUUGUGGCGAGCACUUUUUACUCCCUGUUUUUUAUCACAUUGUAUUUUCGUAGGAAAUGGUCAUGCGGUCCAAAGUGGCCGCCAUGCAGCUUUGCUCGUAUGUCUUUCUUUCCUCAUUCUCUUCGGUCCUUCUCUGCUGUGCUGUCGUUGCACAUUUUUCGUUUCUCUUGUAGCUCCUGACACUGACCUCUAGGAUCAGAAUAAAUACUUUUGUACGCAUUUAACGUUGAAUAUCGCUAUUUUGAAAUAACUGUAUGUAGUGAAGAAGCCAGUCGAGCUCAAAAUGUCUUGUUAACCUUGAGUCAUAGGGCUUUAAUACAAAUACUCACCUGCUCUUUGACAUAUUGAGUCUGAGCCAGGAAGGGUCCUUAACACAUCAAACUUACAUUGCUUUGAUUAAAAUCCACUUUAAAGUUUAAAGGGAUAGUUCACCCAAAAAGGAAAAUUCUGUCAUUUACUCUCCCUCAUGUCAUUUCAAACCUGUGUGACUUUCUUUUUUCUGCUGAACACUAAAAAGAAGAUAAUUGGAACAACACCGGUACCCAUUAACUUCUAUUGUAUGGACACAAAACCAAUGCAAGUCAAAGGGUACCGCUGUUGUUCGGUUAAGAACAUUCUUGAAAAUAUCUUCUUUUCAGAAAGUCAUACAGGUUUGAAAUGACAAUAGAGUGGGUAAAUGGUGACAGAAUUACAAUUUUUGGAAGAACUAUCCCUUUAAAGAAGAUCCAUGACUUGUUAAUGAAGAGAGGGGUCAAGUGUCCAAGCUUCAUUGGAGACUCGUAACUGCGAACUGAGAAUCUGAAACGGCUUGUGUGACUUUGAAAUGGCUGCUUCAUAUUAAACCUUUGUGAAAAAAUAGUACAGGGUCAAACCACGUGUCACUUCCUGUAGGACUGAGUAUAUCUACAGCAUGCAGUCAUAAGAGGAUUUUAGUUAGAAGAAAUGAAGGGAACGGCAUCUUCACCAGCAGAUCUAUACCAACCCAUGAUGAUUCAAAAUUGUAAAUGCAUGGCUUGCCAUUGGAAAAGGAAAAUCCCCUUUUUUAUUUCUUGACAUCUUGAUUCAUUAUUCUAAAACCCUUGUUGAUACUUUAACAUUGUUGUAUUGAGACAUUAUUGUAUGUUUAAAAUACAAUGAGCCCUAGUUUAUUUUUGAUCACAGCUGUUUUCAUCCGGUUUCUUGGUAAUUUGUCUGAAUUUAUUUUGUUCAGUUGGUAUAAUUUGAGCAGGUUUUCAUAUGUUGACCAGUAAGAAUAUUUCCUCCUUUACCAAAACACGAACCUGAAAUUCUUAUUUUAAAAAGGGUCCUUUGAUACUGGAUUGAAUGUGAUUAUUUUUUUGAACUUUAAAUAAGAAUAAAAUGUCUGUAAUUCAAGAAUUCCAUGCAGCUGCAUACAUUGUCACUUUAGUUAACAAUAUGAAAGUAUACAUGGAGAACUAAACCAAUGAAUGUAGAAAUGCAUAGAACUAAUGUCAGUAGCCGAUUUUAUGAUUAUGUCAGCCUCAUAGCCCUUUAAGAUCGGUUUAUAUGGCAUGGGCACACAGGGUUUCUCCUCAGGUCCAUAGAUCAACGUCUGGCUUUAUGCAUGCGCUGAUCUGAACCUCUGACACUGGCCAGUACAUUCCUAAAUGGUGAAUCCAGGAAAAUCUAUUUUUCAUUGGACAUGAUGAACAUGUGAACUCUUUUUUUUAUUUAUGAAAUGUAACACAGACUACCAAUUAGUCAAGAUGCCAUUUUUUUAUCAUCAAAGAACAAAAAAAGAGCAACGAUAUCAAGAUGUUUCAUUGUUCAUGUGUAAGAGCUGAUAAAACACAAAGGAUGGCUUUCAUCGCUGCAGUAUUUUUGUAUUGUAAAAUCCCUUCCCCAAAAUUUGGAUAAUGUAUUUUUUAGAUCGAAGCACUUGAUGUUUGGUUUGAAAUACUGUUUAUGUAACACUUUCACAAUCUUUACGAUUCUAUUCUGCCUAAGAGGUCAGUUCUUUAAAAACAUAUCAAUACUGCUAACAUCUCCAAUUGGGGUUCAGUUCAUUCUGAAUUUGUAAAAUGUUGGUACUGUCAUUUGUAUCGCUUCCGCUUCUUUUGUUUAUUUUGGCAAUGUCCCCGUUUGAUUCUCAGGUUAUGCAAGAAAUCUACCUCUGUAGGUAAGACAUACUGUGAAAGACGCUCAAGAGAGCUUUUCCCCCGGCUCAGCCCAUGACCCUUCUAAGAAUGUACCAAUGCUCUUGUAGUUCUGUCUUGCUUUUCAAUAAAACAUUUUGUAUAAUUUUA